Messenger RNA from Podarcis raffonei (Aeolian wall lizard), 1572 nucleotides. RefSeq names its product transcription elongation factor, mitochondrial (gene TEFM). The record is from RefSeq and is a predicted model, not a curated record. Gene Ontology annotation, cellular component: mitochondrial nucleoid. The coding region runs from base 290 to 1378 and encodes 362 amino acids. Lineage: Eukaryota; Metazoa; Chordata; Lepidosauria; Squamata; Lacertidae. The transcript has 4 exons. Gene Ontology annotation, biological process: mitochondrial transcription; transcription elongation by mitochondrial RNA polymerase. Gene Ontology annotation, molecular function: DNA polymerase processivity factor activity; nucleic acid binding.
CUCAUCUUCAUUUAAGGGGUGAAAACAAGGAGCAGCCGUCCCACCUCCACCCCCGGCAAAAGACAACGGGUGGGGGCGUCCAGAAGCGCGGGUUCACACGAGCAGCGGCGGCGGCCGAGGGAAACACGCGUGUUGACUUUCUUAGAGCCGCGAGGGAGAGCCGGAACGAUGCGCACUGGCUUCGGUUGCCGUGUGAGGACGGACGGUCUCCUUUUGAGGGCGUGCCAAUGGAACGGAGGCGGAGAAGGGGGAAGGAGAAGCGUGUUGCCCCGAGCCGAAGUGGGCGAGGAUGGGCUGGAGAGGGCUUCCCGACCUUCUCCGGGCAGGUAGAAGAUGCUUUCUGCAGGUUCCAUUUGGUUCACCUUCACUUCAACCUUUAUAUCUUCUACUGUGUCACAAGAAGUCAACAUACGUCACACACCUGAAUUCUGCAUCAGCAGCUGAGAAUUUUAAGGAGACAAAACGUGCAAUAGAUGACUUGUAUUCUACCGAGCAGAAAUCUACUGUUUUGCAGCUACUAAAUUCAGCAUCCGAGAAAGAACUUAGUGCUGUGAAACUAAUGCGAGGAAGGAAGUCCAUGAACAUAAUAGAGUACAGGAACAAGCACGGGCCAUUUCGGAAUUUACAGUGCUUACUAGAAGUGCCUCUUUUUCAGUAUAAAACAGCUGUUAAAGUCUGCAACUUUAUUCUCAAUCCCAAUGCAAAAGAAGAAAGAAAAGAGAAAAAAAUACAGAGUGUCACGUCUGCAAUGAAAUAUAUCAAACCUGAUAUAGAAAGAGAGCGGCUAGAGACUGCCAAUAGCAUUGUAUCCGUUGUUUUUGGCACUCGCAAAAUUGCGUGGGCUCAUGUUAAUAGACGCUUGGCCGUUCAGGAUUGGCAGCAGCAGGAGUGCACUAUGUUUAUGAAAGGUGCUUAUAUGCCAGCCGUCUAUCUUGAAGAGAUUUCUUCAGUAAUAUCCCGGCUUCCUGAAGCAGAUUUUUAUGUCUUGGAAAAAAGCGGACUUCCUGCUCUGAAUGCAAAUCUGUUUCCAGUAACAUUACAUCUUCGUACAGUGGAAGCCAUGCUCUAUGCGUUGUUACAAAAAACAUUUUCGCAGGAUGGCCAGUACAAAGUAUUAAGUAUGGCCCGAAGUGCUGUAGGAAAGCACUUUGAGUUGAUGGUUGGGGACUCACGAACUAGUGGAAUAGACCUUGUGAAACAGUUUCUCUUAGAAUCUGUUACGCAUGCUGAGCCCCGUGUGAACUUUUCAAGAGAGCAGGUAGUAAAUUAUCGCAACGUCUUGUCAUCAAACAAACAGUGGAGGGAUGAAGAGCUGUGCGAUUCCUUGCUGCAGGCAAUAGCUUUUUAUGAGCUACUGAUACUGAACAAUACGACUUAGUUCUUAUCUUAUUCAGUUUUGUUAAUUGCUGUCAUGGAUGAUCUGUACAGUAAGUUCCAACUGAUUCACUGUAUAGGGGGUGCUGGACAGCACGUGGAAGACUGUGAUAGGAAAACAGCAUUUAAUUCCUGCUGACAUAAAAUUAUAUGUAGAAUAUAAUUUUGUAGAAUAAAAUUAUUAAAUGUGUAGAAACA